CGCAUCUCCGCCUCCUUCUUUCUCUACCAAGCUCGCAUAACCCAAAUCGAAGCAAACCCAAAUCCUUGUCGACCAUGGGGCAGGGCACUCCCGGGGGCAUGGGCAAGCAGGGAGGCGCCGGCGACCGCAAGCCGGGGGACGGCGCCGACAAGAAGGACAAGAAGUUCGAGCCGCCGGCCGCCCCCUCCCGCGUCGGCCGCAAGCAGCGCAAGCAGAAGGGCGCCGAGGCCGCCGCGCGCCUCCCCAACGUCGCGCCGCUCUCCAAGUGCCGCCUCCGCCUCCUCAAGCUCGAGCGGGUCAAGGACUACCUCCUCAUGGAGGAGGAGUUCGUCGCCGCGCAGGAGCGCCUCCGCCCCCAGGAGGACAAGGCCGAGGAGGACCGAUCCAAGGUCGACGACCUCCGCGGCACGCCCAUGAGCGUCGGAUCCCUAGAGGAGAUCAUCGACGAGAGCCACGCCAUCGUCUCCUCCUCCGUCGGCCCAGAGUACUACGUCGGGAUCCUCUCCUUCGUGGACAAGGACCAGCUCGAGCCAGGAUGCUCCAUCCUCAUGCACAACAAGGUUCUGUCUGUGGUUGGUAUACUGCAAGAUGAAGUUGAUCCUAUGGUAUCUGUGAUGAAAGUGGAGAAAGCUCCUCUGGAGUCUUAUGCUGACAUUGGUGGGUUAGACGCUCAGAUUCAAGAAAUUAAAGAGGCCGUUGAGCUUCCAUUGACCCAUCCUGAGCUGUAUGAGGACAUUGGAAUCAGGCCUCCCAAGGGAGUCAUAUUAUACGGAGAACCUGGAACAGGAAAAACUCUGCUUGCCAAGGCUGUCGCUAACUCAACGUCUGCAACUUUCUUGCGUGUCGUUGGAAGUGAACUUAUUCAAAAAUACCUUGGUGAUGGUCCCAAGCUAGUAAGAGAACUAUUUAGGGUGGCGGAUGAGCUUUCUCCCUCAAUAGUCUUUAUUGACGAGAUUGAUGCAGUUGGAACAAAGAGGUAUGAUGCUCACUCAGGAGGAGAGCGGGAGAUUCAAAGAACUAUGCUGGAGCUGCUGAACCAGCUAGAUGGUUUUGACUCACGUGGAGAUGUUAAAGUUAUUCUAGCAACGAACCGCAUUGAAAGUCUUGAUCCAGCUUUGCUUCGGCCUGGUCGUAUCGACCGAAAGAUUGAGUUUCCUCUUCCAGAUAUCAAAACUAGACGGCGCAUCUUCCAGAUACACACAUCAAAGAUGACGCUAGCUGAUGAUGUGAACUUGGAAGAAUUCGUGAUGACGAAGGACGAGUUCUCAGGUGCUGAUAUCAAGGCUAUCUGCACAGAAGCUGGGUUGCUCGCAUUGAGAGAACGGAGAAUGAAGGUGACUCAUGCAGAUUUCAAGAAGGCGAAGGAGAAGGUGAUGUACAAGAAGAAGGAAGGCGUCCCGGACGGUCUCUAUAUGUAAUGAAUUAGUCCCUUGAUUGUCAGGACAAGGUAUCGUAUUGUAGUAGCACUUUCUCUUCAUCAUGGGAGAUAUGUUGAUUUGGUUGUCCUAGUACUUGUCGCACUCACUUAUGUGGUUGGAAAACAUUUAUUAUCCUUUGAUUUAAUUAUUUCAAGUAAUAUUCCCUUUGCCAAGUAAAA
Messenger RNA from Setaria italica (foxtail millet), 1597 nucleotides. Its product is annotated as 26S proteasome regulatory subunit 4 homolog. The transcript is spliced from 5 exons. Gene Ontology annotation, molecular function: ATP binding; proteasome-activating activity; ATP hydrolysis activity. The record is from RefSeq and is a predicted model, not a curated record. Gene Ontology annotation, cellular component: proteasome regulatory particle, base subcomplex. The coding region runs from base 75 to 1418 and encodes 447 amino acids. Gene Ontology annotation, biological process: proteasome-mediated ubiquitin-dependent protein catabolic process. NCBI's taxonomy places the organism in Eukaryota, Viridiplantae, Streptophyta, Magnoliopsida, Poales, Poaceae.